GAGAGAGGGGGGCCCUGUCUCUAAAAGAAGUCUCUCUGGGGAGAGAGAAGAGGGGGGCCCUGCCUCUAAAAGCAGACUCUCUGGGGAACAUGACACCAAAGCUAAGAGGGUCCAGCAGAAGAGACAAGACUCACCUGGACCCAGCUGUAUGUCCAUGAAGAGUGACUCAUCUAUGGAGCAGCCAAUCACAUUCAGAACAGGAGAUUGUACCACUGAUCCAGGGGUCCAGCAGAAGAGACCAGACUCACCUGAACCCAGCUGUGUAUCCAUGAAGAGUGACUCAUCUAUGGAGCAGCCAAUCACAUUCAGAAAAGGAGAUUGUACCACUGAUCCAGGGGUCCAGCAGAAGAGACCAGACUCACCUGGACCCAGCUGUAUGUCCAUGAAGAGUGACUCAUCUAUGGAGCAGCCAAUCACAUUCAGAACAGGAGAUUGUACCACUGAUCCAGGCUCUCUGCAAGAGGAUCAGUCCAGGUGUGCAGUGUGUGAGCAGGUGCUGAGGGAUCCAGUCUCUAUCACCUGUGGACACAGGUUCUGCAGAAAGUGCAUCACCAGAUACUGGGAGAAACCUGCUCCUUCAGGAGACUAUGACUGUCCUCAGUGUAGAAAGAGAUCCAGAACACUUCCUGUACUACAGCACCUGAGUGAACCCAAUGAUGCAAGAGGCUCUGAAAUCAUGGAUGACAGCCUGCAGAGAGUUAUAGUAAACCAUAAAGACAGUCUGAAAAGGAGUUAUGAAUGUGUGAUAGAAGGCAUGGAAAAAGCAGGGAAUCAAACUCCCCUCAACAGGAUUUACACAGAGCUCUACAUCACAGAAGGAGAGAGUGAAGGGGUUAACAAUGAACAUGAGGUGUGGCAGCUAGAGACAGCAUCCAGGACACCAACCUCACAUGACACAGCAAUCCACUGCAAUGACAUAUUUAAACCCUUACCUGGUCAAGAGAGAAGCAUCAGAACUGUGCUGACCAAGGGCAUCGCUGGCAUCGGAAAAACAGUCUCUGUGCAGAAGUUCAUCCUAGACUGGGCUGAAGGGAAGGCAAACCAAGAUGUGGAUAUCAUAUUUCUGCUUCCUUUCCGGGAGGUGAACUUGAUCAAAGAUAUCCAGUACAGUUUUCUCAGACUUUUAAAUGUGUUCCACACAGAACUAGACAUAGGCAAUGCAAAGAAACUCACAGCCUGUAAAGCUAUGUUUAUCUUGGAUGGUUUGGAUGAAAGCAGAUUUCCAUUGGAUUUCCAGCAUGUUGAAAUGGUGUCUGAUGUCACACAGACAUCGUCUGUAGAUGUUCUGCUGACAAACCUCAUCAAGGGAAAUCUGCUUCCCUCUGCUCUCCUUUGGAUAACUACUCGACCUGCAGCAGCCAAUCAGAUCCCUUCAGGGUGUGUUGACCAGGUGACAGAGGUACGAGGGUUCAAUGACCCACAGAAGGAGGAGUACUUCAGGAAGCGAUUCAGUGAUGAGGACCUGGCCAGCAGAAUCAUCUCGCAUAUAAAGACAUCAAGGAGCCUCCAAAUUAUGUGCCACAUUCCAGUCUUCUGUUGGAUUUCUGCAAUAGUCCUUGAACACAUAUUGAGUAUAGACAAGAGGAGAGAGAUGCCCACGACUCUGACUGAGAUGUCUAUACACUUCCUGCUCAUUCAGACCAGCCUGAAGAACCGGAAGUAUCAUGGAAGAGAUGAGAUGGAUCAAGAGGAGCUCAUGGAGUCAGAUAAGGACAUUCUUCUGAAGCUGGGGAAGCUGGCGUUUGAACAUCUGGAGAAGGGUAAUCUCAUGUUCUAUGAAGAAGACCUGAAAGAGUGUGGCAUUGAUGUCAAAGAAGCCUCAGUGUACUCAGGAGUGUGCACACAAAUCUUCAAAGAAGAGUCUGUGUUAUUUCAGAGAAUGGUGUACUGCUUUAUUCAUCUGAGCAUUCAGGAGUUUCUCUCAGCUGUUUACAUGUACCAUUGUUACACAACCAAGAACAUGGAUGAACUGAAGACCUUCCUCAAGAGAAAGUCUAGAGCUACGUCUGAAGAGCUAACCUUGCAUGAGCUGCUGAAGAGUGCCGUGGAUAAAGCCUUGGAGAGUAAGAAUGGACACCUGGACCUUUUUGUCCGCUUCCUUCAUGGCAUGUCACUGGAGUCCAAUCAGAAACUCCUACGAGGUCUGGUGGCACAGACAGAAUGCAGUCCAGAGAGUGUCCAGAAAACAAUCCGAUCCCUUAAGGUGAUGCAGAGGAAGAACAUCUCCCCUGAGAGGUGCAUCAAUCUCUUCCACUGUCUGAUAGAGAUGAAAGACCAUUCAGUACAAGAGGAAAUCCAAGCGUUCUUGACGUCAGAGAAGAGAUCCAAAAACCUCUCCCUUACUCAGUGUUCAGCGCUGGCCUACAUGCUGCAGAUAUCAGAGGAGGUUCUGGAUGUGUUUGACCUGAAGGAAUACAAGACAUCACAAGAGGGUCGUAGGAGACUGCUCCCAGCUGUGAGAGGCUGCAGGAAAGCCCUACUCACUGGCUGUAAACUCACAGACACAUCCUGUGAAGUGUUGCUCUCAGUUUUCAGCUCAAACCCCUCACACCUGAGAGAGCUGGAUCUGAGUAACAAUGACCUGAAGGAUUCAGGAGUGAAACUGCUCUCUGCUGGACUGGGGAAUCCCAACUCUAAGCUGGAGACUCUGAGGCUGUCAGGCUGUCAAGUCACAGAGGAAGGCUGUGCUUCUCUGGUCUCAGCUCUGAGGUCAAACCCCUCACACCUGAGAGAGCUGGACCUGAGUAACAAUGACCUGAAGGAUUCAGGAGUGGAGCAUCUCUCUGCUGGACUGGGGAAUCCCCACUGUAAACUGGAGACUCUGAGCCUGUCAGGCUGUCUAGUCACAGAGGAAGGCUGUGCUUCUCUGGUCUUAGCUCUGAAGUCAAACCCCUCACACCUGAGAGAGCUGGAUCUGAGUAACAAUGACCUGAAGGAUUCAGGAGUGAAGCUGCUCUCUGCUGGACUGGGGAAUCCCCACUGUAAACUGGAGACUCUGAGGCUGUCAGGCUGUCAAGUCACAGAGGAAGGCUGUGCUUCUCUGGUCUCAACUCUGAAGUCAAACCCCUCACACCUGAGAGAGCUGGAUCUGAGUAACAAUGACCUGAAAGAUUCAGGAGUGAAGCUGCUCUCUGCUGUACUUGGGAUUCCCCACUGUAAACUGGAGACUCUGAGCCUAUCAGGCUGUUUAGUCACAGAGGAAGGCUGUGCUUCUCUGGUCUCAGCUCUGAGGUCAAACCCCUCACACCUGAGAGAGCUGGACCUGAGCUACAAUCACCCAGGAGACUCAGGAGUCAGACUGCUCUCUGCUGAACUGGAGGAUCCACACUGCAGACUGGAGAAACUCAAUGUGGAACAUGGUGGAGAGAACACAAUGAAACCUGGGCCUAGAAAAUAUGGCUGUGAUCUCACACUGGACCCAAACACAGUAAACAGACUCCUCUCUCUGUCUGAGGAGAACAGAAAGGUGACAUGUAGGGGAGAGAAGCAGCCGUAUCCUAAUCACCCAGAGAGAUUUCAGGACCAUAAACAGGUGCUGUGUAGAGAGGGUCUGACUGGGCGCUGUUACUGGGAGGUAGAGUGGAGUGGGAGAGGGGAGGCAGAGUGGAGUGGGAGUAUGGCUCUUAUAGGAGUGACAUAUAAAGAAAUCAGCAGGAGAGGAUGGCGCAAUGACUGUGAUAUUGGAUACAAUGACAAGUCCUGGAGUCUGAAUUGCUCUGGCAACAGUUACUCUGCCUGGCACAAUAAUAAUCACACUAUCAUAGACGUCCCCUCCUCCAGCUCCUACAGAGUAGGAGUGUAUCUGGACUGGCCAGCCGGCACUCUGUCCUUCUACAGAGUCUCCUCUGACACACUGACCCACCUGUACACAUUCCACACCACAUUCACUGAGCCCCUCUACCCAGGGUUUUAUGUUUGGUAUGACACCUCAGUGUCCCUGUGUCAGGUGGUCCCUGUGUCAAACACAACAUGAUGUUUCACUCUAAUCCUGGUCAUGUUCAGUAAGACACACUGGAGCAACAAUGUAGAAUAUCUCUCUAGUCAUGUUCAGUAAGACAAGCUGGAGCAACAAUGUAGAAUAUCUCUCUAGUCGUGUUCAGUAAGACACACUGGAGCAACAAUGUAGAAUAUCUCUCUAGUCAUGUUCAGUAAGACAAGCUGGAGCAACAAUGUAGAAUAUCUCUCUAGUCAUGUUCAGUAAGACACACUGGGGCAACAAUGUAGAAUAUCUCUCUAGUCAUGUUCAGUAAGACACACAGGGGCAACAAUGUAGAAUAUCUCUCUAGUCAUGUUCAGUAAGACACACAGGGGCAACAAUGUAGAAUAUCUCUCUAGUGUGUAAACAUAUGAUUGUACAUAUUCAUGAAUAAACACCAUUGAACUUGUCAGACAUUGUUAACUAGAGUCAUUUAUUAAUAGAAUGAAUCACAACACUGUCUUGUAAAACCUGGUUUCAUUUACAAAUCACUGAUCUUGUUGUUAUUGGGCUUCUUGGUGUUUGUAAAUAUUGUCUGUAAAAUGUUUAUUUGUCUAAUUCUUGACACAACAAUCUUGUUUCUGUAUAAACUCAAUUCCACUGAAUGAAAUGUACAUGUGACAGAUUUGACCACUAAAGGUUCAUCAACCAGAUGAAAGAAGAGAGGUGUAAAUGUUUUAAUAUUGAUCAGAAUAUGACAGUACAGUAAAUAGAGUACAGUAAUAGGGGUUGUGUUCAGUACAUAGAAAAGGGUCUUAUUCAGUUGAAAAGGAAGAUUUUAUGAUCAUACACACAGAUCUUAACUGUGUAAAAUGUCACCUUCAAUGGGGUCGUAGCUGUAUCUUAGUAGUGUGUUUUUAGGGAAUCUCCUUUCUUUGUCAUCCCUGGUACAACACCCCCUGUGUGGUCAGAAACAUUCAGGAGAAAUGGAAAGAGAUCCUGUGAUGUGACUUACUCUUUUGGACGUUAACAAAGCAACACUACAUCUUAACUCCUCCACAUUUACUGGAUUGGUUCAACAGGACAGAAGAGAACCUCCCCCAACAUUUCAUCUUUUUCUCAUCAGGACCAGAAAGACAGAAACACCUCUCAGGCAUUUUUUUUUAAUGUCUGUUAGGUACUGGUUGUCAACAAUGACGACUCCUGCUGAAAUACACACCCUUGUUACGUUGCAGCAAGCAGCUUCAGGAAGUGAUACUGUGUAUUCAGUAUUCACAUUAUAAUAUCCACUAUUCUGUCAUUAUAAUAUAUUUUAUUCUGUCAUUAUAAUAUCUAUUAAUCUGUCAUUAUAAUAUCCACUAUGCUGUCAUUAUAAUAGUCACUAUUCUGUCCAGAUAACAGGAGAUAACCAUUGGACUGGAGGAAUCUAACUAGAAACUUGGCAUCUGAUUGUUUUUCCAAGUUGUUUGUCAUGCAACAGCAUCAAUCUAUAUUUUGUGAAAAUAAUAGUUGUUCUAUUCACAGCUUGUCAGUGCAUAUUUAAAGUCUGUGGUCAAUGCAGACAAGCACAAACAAACUGGGACCAGGCUGAACUCAUGGAUGAACUCAAAACAUCUGGGUCACAUGAUAAAAGAUUUUUAGAUUACACUUUGAACACGAGCCAUAUAAAGCCACAGAGAGAUCAAGCCAUUAAGGAGGAGUAUUUAUAGUGUGGAGUCAGUAAAUGAAGUAUGGAGUCUAUGGAGACAAUGGCGACUCGUCAUUCAGGGCAGAGCCCAACCUGUUUUCAGCCCCACCUGUUUAGCAAAACAAAAACAAAAAUGCUUUGGUUGUUGCCUUUCUUGCAUGUAAUUUUGACAUUAUUGGUGUCACAUAUCAGUUUGCAAACAGUGUUAAAAAUAUAUAAUUGAGUUAAUAAAGCUAAAUACAACAUGG
Salmo salar (Atlantic salmon) is the source of this 5851-nucleotide messenger RNA. RefSeq lists its product as uncharacterized. Gene Ontology annotation, molecular function: protein binding. NCBI's taxonomy places the organism in Eukaryota, Metazoa, Chordata, Actinopteri, Salmoniformes, Salmonidae. The record is from RefSeq and is a predicted model, not a curated record.